AUCAAAUAUAUAUGUGCGUGUCUAUUUUAAUUUUAAUUAGAUAAAAAAAUUGUCCUAAUGAUCUGAUGUUGCUUAAAUUAGUAGAGCCUCCGAAAAUCCACCAAAAAACUCCACUUCUCGCUCUCUUUCUCUCUCUUUUCCCCUUCCUUUUUUGUUUCUUCAAAAGAACGAUAUCAAUCUAAAGAAAUUUUAAGAACCGCUAAAUGGCUUCAGCUUCAGAGAAUAUUUACGUCGAGCAUGUUAAAGGCGUCAAUGGUCUCGAUAAGGUCAUCUUAAGGGAGAUUCGCGGUUGGUCUGCUGAGGUGUAUCUCUAUGGGGGUCAAGUCACAUCUUGGAAGAAUGAACGUCGGGAGGAGUUGCUCUUCCUUAGUAGUAAGGCUCUUUUUCAGCCACCUAAGCCUAUUCGUGGAGGUAUACCAAUCUGUUUCCCUCAAUUCGGAAAUCUCGACUCUCUUGAGCAACAUGGAUUUGCAAGAAAUCGACUUUGGAGUGUUGAUCCUGAUCCCCCACCAUGUUCAUCACAUACUAAUAGCAGGGCUUUCAUCGACUUAAUUCUUAGGCAUUCUGAAGAAGAGGCGAAGAUCUGGUCUCACAGGUAUGAGCUUCGGUUAAGGGUAGCUCUAGGACCUGCAGGUGAUUUGAUGCUGACUUCCCGCAUUCGAAAUACAAACACUGAUGGAAAGUCGUUUACAUUUACAUUUGCCUAUCACACCUAUUUUUUCGUCACUGAUAUCAGUGAAGUGCGAGUAGAAGGACUAGAGACACUGGAUUAUUUGGAUAACCUGCAGAACAGAGAGCGGUUCACUGAACAAGGGGAUGCAAUAACAUUUGAAUCAGAAGUGGAUAAGAUAUAUCUUAGUACACCAACAAAAAUUGCCAUCCUGGACCACGAAAGGAAGCGAACAUUUGAGUUGCGAAAGGAUGGACUUCCCGAUGCUGUCGUGUGGAAUCCCUGGGACAAGAAAGCGAAAGCAAUGGCUGAUUUCGGUGAUGAGGAGUAUAAACAUAUGCUUUGCGUAGAGGCUGCUUGUGUGGAGAAGCCCAUCACGUUGAAACCUGGUGAAGAGUGGAAAGGAAGACAGGAGAUCUCAAUUGUUCCAUCAAGUUACUGCAGCGGACAACUCGACCCGCGUGGACAACUCGACCUGCGUAGGGUAACCUUUGGUUGUUAAACACUGGCUUUUGCUUCAACAUCCUUUGUACAGUUCAAAUCGCAAAAACACUGCCGAUUCAGCAUCCACAAUUGGUGCCAGUCACCAGCCAAGCAUUUAAUUUACAAAUUGUCCCUGUGCCUAAAGUUUUGAUAUGAAGGGUAUGGUAAUUUUGCAUAUCUGUUUCUUUGGGGGUUUUGAUUGGUUACCUCUCCAUUCUUAUUCUUUCAUUUUUAUUUUUUUUGCAUCCUUCCAAUUUCUUCUUAUAGUAUUAACUUUCUGAGAAUUGUCCAAGCGAUUUAUUAGUGUGUCAGUUUGGUAAUAAAAUCCUUUGCUUCUAUUCGUGAGAUUAUUUGCAAUAACUGUUACCCUUGCUUUGCUUCCCUGAUGAUGUAUGUUUGUAUGUAUAAUAUUGUGAGCCGUGUAUUUGAAAAAAUAAAUUCCUUUUUUUUUUUCUA
This is a messenger RNA of Gossypium arboreum, 1609 nucleotides long. Its product is annotated as putative glucose-6-phosphate 1-epimerase. Gene Ontology annotation, biological process: carbohydrate metabolic process. The record is from RefSeq and is a predicted model, not a curated record. Gene Ontology annotation, molecular function: isomerase activity; carbohydrate binding. The transcript is spliced from 8 exons. NCBI's taxonomy places the organism in Eukaryota, Viridiplantae, Streptophyta, Magnoliopsida, Malvales, Malvaceae. Bases 204 to 1172 code for a protein of 322 amino acids.